AUGCCAUUUUUGAAAGGUGGCCGGUUAGCCAUCACUCGUACAAAGAAAUACUUGGAAUCGGGACGGCUGAUCUUGAAUGAUGCGGUUAAAGUGAUAGCGAUCCAUCACCUACCCGAUCAGAACAUAUCCGAGGGUUGUGACGACUUGAUAAAGUGGUUUUUACCGCCCUUGCAAUUCAAGAAUCCGGAAGUCCAGAUAAUCACUUUGAAAAACAUAUGUCCCACCCCAUUCGUCAGAGUGUAUCUUGAGCAUGAUGAGGAACUGUUGAUCGACUGUUCUUUCCGGAAAGGCAUUGAAAUACACGACCAUUUAAAGUCUAUCCUAGGCAAGCCACUUCAUUCAGCUUCGACGCCAAAAUUUGAUACUCAACUCGAGGAAAACCCAGCCAAUUUCGGUGCCAAAUGUCGUCGACAGUGCAUGUGCGAGGUGUACGGACAAGUGCCAUGCUCUGCACACGUCGGACGUCCAAAACCAUGGCCUGGUCAAGAGCCAACCCUUCCAGUAAUAACGGGUGUUACCGACAGAUCAGCCACCAUGGAAAUCAGAACACCCACAGAUGGAAUUAUUUCGCCCUGA
Molecule: messenger RNA, 576 nt
Organism: Opisthorchis viverrini
Lineage: Eukaryota; Metazoa; Platyhelminthes; Trematoda; Opisthorchiida; Opisthorchiidae
Exons: 3
Coding region: 1-576 (191 amino acids)
Cellular component (GO): mitochondrion
Molecular function (GO): structural constituent of ribosome
Source: RefSeq, a predicted model, not a curated record